UCACCACACCGACGGCCAAGGUUUUUCUUUCAAGACCACCGUACGAAAGUUUACCGCAUUUUAGGUGAAUUGUCGACUAGUAUAAAAUACGAAAAAAUCGCCCGAAAAUGUAUCAGUCUCAAUCAGUUAGUCUUUCGACUCGCAACACAGACCUAAGAAACAAUCAAAAUGUUCAAAUUGGUGGUGUUGUCUGCUCUCGUUGCCGUUGCCGUGGCUAAACCAUCCGGUCUUUUCUACGGAGCCGCUCCAGAUGUAGCCAGCUCCUACAUCGCCCCAGCAGCCGUCAGUUCUACCUACAGAGAAGAUGUCAUUCACAAACCCGCCGCUGUCGCUUACGCUGCUCCAGCUGCUGUAGCUUACUCUGCCCCAGUAGCCGUUGCUGCUCCCGUUGUAGCCAAGACCUACGUAGCCCCAGCCGCUGUAAGCUCCACCUACAGGGAAGAUGUCAUCAGCAAGCCAGCUGCCGUAGCUUAUGCUGCUCCCGCUGUAGCUUACUCUGCUCCAGUAGCCGUCGCUGCUCCUGUUGUAGCUAAGAGCUACGUUGCUCCCGCCGCUGUCAGCUCCACCUACAGAGAAGACUACAUCAGCAAACCAGCCGCUGUAGCUUAUGCCGCCGCUCCAGUUGUAGCCAAAUCGUAUGUAGCUGCCGCUCCAGCUUACGCAUAUGCUGCUCCCUCUGUCCACGCUUGGUACUUGGAGAGCUGGAGCAUGGGCAGCGUAACCAUAAGCAACAGGUGCAGCAUAAGCAGCAUGAGCAGCAUAGGUAGCUACAGCAGGAGCAGCGUAAGCAGCUACUGCAGGGGCAGCAUAGGCUACAGGGCCAGAGAUGAUGGUCUUCUGAACAACUGGAGCCGAAUAAGUUGCUACAGCUGGAGCGGCUACGAUUGGUGCGGAAUAUGCAGCAUAGGCUACAGCAGCUGGUUUACUGAUGGUAUCUUCCCUGUAAGUGGAGCUUACAGCAGCGGGAACGGCAUAGGUUUUAGCAACAACGGGAGCAGCGACAGCUACUGGGGCAGCUUCAACCACGGUUUUGGCAACGGGAGCGGCGACUACAGCUGGGGCACUGUAAGCUACAACGGCUGGUUUGCUGAUAACAUCGGAUCUGUAGGUGGAGCUAACUGCGGCUGGAGCAACAACAGUUUUGGUUACAACUGGGGCAACAGGUUCGGCUACCACGGUCUUGGCUACAGCUUCAACAACGGGUUCGGCUACGACAGGAGCACUGUAAGCUACGACAGCUGGCUUACUGAUGAUGUCUUCUCUGUAGGUAGAGCUGACGGCAGCUGGGGCAACAUAGGAUUUGGUUACAACCGGAGCGGCUACAGCUACAGGUUCGGCUACGACGGCUUUAGCUACGGGGGCAGCAACAACAGCAGGAGCGGAGUAAGCUACAGCGGGAGCGGAAUAUGCUACAGCGGCUGGGUGGCUGAUGAAACAGUCAAAAUGUUCAAAUUGGUGGUGUUGUCUGCUCUCGUUGCCGUUGCCGUGGCUAAGCCAUCCGGUCUUUUGUACGGAACCGCUCCAGUUGUAGCCAGCUCCUAUAUCGCACCAGCAGCCGUCAGCUCUACCUACAGAGAAGAUGUCAUCAACAAACCCGCCGCUGUAGCUUACUCUGCUCCAGCCGCUGUAGCAUACUCUGCACCAGUAGCCGUCGCUGCUCCUGUUGUAGCCAAGACCUACGUAGCCCCAGCCGCUGUAAGCUCCACCUACAGAGAAGAUGUCAUCAGCAAGCCAGCUGCUGUUGCCUACUCUGCUCCCGCCGUUGUAGCUGCUCCUGUAGCUGUUGCAGCUCCCGUUGUAGCUAAGACCUACGUCGCUCCCGCUGCUGUCAGCUCUAGCUACAGACAAGACGUUAUCAGCAAACCAGCUGCUGUAGCUUAUGCCGUCGCUCCAGUUGUAGCCAAAUCGUAUGUAGCUGCCGCUCCAGCUUACGCAUAUGCUGCUCCUGCUGUCCACGCUUGGUAAUUGAGAGGACUGAUUUAGGAAACUAGACUGUGUUUA
Sitophilus oryzae (rice weevil) is the source of this 2001-nucleotide messenger RNA. RefSeq lists its product as uncharacterized. The transcript is spliced from 3 exons. Gene Ontology annotation, molecular function: transcription coactivator activity. Gene Ontology annotation, biological process: positive regulation of transcription by RNA polymerase II. Gene Ontology annotation, cellular component: RNA polymerase II transcription regulator complex. The record is from RefSeq and is a predicted model, not a curated record. Lineage: Eukaryota; Metazoa; Arthropoda; Insecta; Coleoptera; Curculionidae. Bases 169 to 1965 code for a protein of 598 amino acids.